CGCGGUUGCUUAGUUCUUGCCAAGAUGAAGUACUCUCUGGGUUUGCUAGUGCUCUUUGUGGGCGCCACUCUUGUGGCUGCCGAUCAGGAUUACGAGGGUUACCGCAUCUAUGAGGUGAUUCCCUCGAGUGCCGACCAGGCUCACCUGCUGCAUCAACUCAGUCUGCAGGGAUACGAUUUCAUCAGCGAAACUCGUCUGUUGGGGCAUCCGUCCCGUGUGAUUGUGAGUCCCGGCCAGCUGGAACAGUUCGAGCGUUUGGUUGAGGCAGAGAAUAUGACGCACAAUCUGGUGAACUCCAACCUGGGGGCUUCCAUUGCCGAGGAGUUUGCCCAGCGGCAAAUGCAGCGUCUUUUGGCGCCCAUCACGGGAAAGGGUCGUCUGAGCACGGAGCGAUACUACACGCACGAGGAGAUCAUCAACUAUAUCGAUGACCUGGCGCAGCGUUUCCCCAGCCGUGUGUUCGUUAAGACCGUUGGCUGGUCCUAUGAGAAGCGCGUCCUGAAAACCAUCACCAUCACCAAUGGCGAUGGCAAGGCUAACAAGAAAGUGAUCUUCAUGGAUGGCGGUUUCCAUGCAAGGGAAUGGAUCUCGCCAGCAGCCGUUCUCUACGUCAUCGAUCAACUGGUGGAGCAGUUCGAGGAGAACGCUCAUCUGCUGAAGGACUACGACUGGGUCAUCCUGCCCCUGGUCAAUGCCGAUGGCUAUGAGCACUCCCAGACCGGAACUCUGGCUCGAAUGUGGCGCAAAACCCGCCAGCCAUACACGUACGGUGGUCAAACCUGUUACGGAGCCGAUCCCAACCGGAAUUUUGACUUCCACUGGAACGAGGAGGGUGCCUCCUCGAACCCAUGUGCAGACACCUAUGCUGGACCAACGGCCUUCUCCGAACCGGAGACCAUUACCGUUCGGGAUCUGAUGCACUCACUGGCCGAUCGGGGUAUUAUGUACCUCACCAUCCACUCCUACGGCAACUAUCUGCUGUAUCCUUGGGGAUGGACUUCCGAUCUGCCGGAGAACUGGGAGGAUCUGGAUGCGGUUGCCCGCACUGGAGCUGAGGCUAUUCAGAACGCUACUGGUACGGAGUACACCUAUGGAUCGUCCACCAAUGUCCUGUAUAUUGCUGCCGGAGCCAGUGAUGAUUAUGGUUACUAUGCCGGCUUCAAUGUGUCCAUCACCAUGGAGUUGACAGGUGCCGGCAGCAUUGGAUUCAAUCCUCCGGUCACCCGCAUCGAUGAGUUCGUCACUGAAACCUGGAUUGGCAUCCGUGCCAUGGCCGAGAAAGUGAUCGAGAUGUACUAGAACAUGUGUUUGGUUUUCAAUAAAUUACCAUUUAUAUAUAGUGCUUA
Drosophila yakuba is the source of this 1346-nucleotide messenger RNA. Its product is annotated as carboxypeptidase B. Bases 25 to 1299 code for a protein of 424 amino acids. The record is from RefSeq and is a predicted model, not a curated record. The transcript is spliced from 3 exons. Lineage: Eukaryota; Metazoa; Arthropoda; Insecta; Diptera; Drosophilidae. Gene Ontology annotation, molecular function: zinc ion binding; metallocarboxypeptidase activity. Gene Ontology annotation, biological process: proteolysis.